Messenger RNA from Haplochromis burtoni (Burton's mouthbrooder), 2262 nucleotides. Its product is annotated as transient receptor potential cation channel subfamily M member 5. The transcript is spliced from 17 exons. Gene Ontology annotation, biological process: calcium ion transmembrane transport. Gene Ontology annotation, cellular component: membrane. Gene Ontology annotation, molecular function: ligand-gated calcium channel activity; calcium-activated cation channel activity. Lineage: Eukaryota; Metazoa; Chordata; Actinopteri; Cichliformes; Cichlidae. The record is from RefSeq and is a predicted model, not a curated record. The annotation marks the transcript as partial.
UUGGGCUUUCAGUUCACUUCAUCCAAAAGGAUGUCUCUGAAGCGUGCCAGUAAGGUUCUGCGUGGACGUUGCAUGUAUCAGGACCUGCCCUGCCCUCAUCCCUGGGCUUCACUCUUCCUCUGGGCUGUACUGCAAAACCGCAGUGAGAUGGCCCUUUAUUUCUGGGAGAUGGCAGGUGAGGCAGUCCUGAGUGCUCUUGGUGGCUGUAAAAUACUCAGAGAACUGUCCAAACUUGACGAAGAAACUGAAACCAAACUCUCCAUGAAAGAACUGGCCCAGAAGUUUGAGAACCUGGCUCAUGAUAUCUUCAGCUCUUGCUAUCGGAGUAAUGAACACCGUUCCUUCACCCUGCUAAUUAGGAAGUCUCCUGUCUGGGGUCACAGCACCUGUCUUCAGAUGGGCGUGAGUGCUGACGCUCGGCUUUUCUUCAGUAAUGAUGGUGUACAGUCUCUGUUGUCCCAUAUCUGGUGGGGUGAUAUGAAGAGGAAAACAGAGGUCUGGAAGCUCCUGCUCACUUUCUUCUGCCCCAUCCUCUGCUACACCAAUCUCAUCUCUUUCAGAAAACAAGAUAAUCAGUUGGAAGAGGAGGAAGGAAUUCCUAAUGAGGAUGGGCCAGACCAGGACACUAACAGUCUCUAUGGGACCACCGUCUUCUCUUUCGCUGACAUCAAACACCACAGUGACGUUGAUUCAGAAGUUCACAGGAGUGGUACUAUUAAAGGUGUACCUUACCGACCACCACAGCGUCCAUUCAUAGUGUCACGCUGGUGUCAGUUCUGGUUUGCACCGGUCACUUCUUUUCUGGGCAACGUCCUGAUGUACUUCCUGUUUCUCUUGUUUUUCGCCUACGUGCUGUUGGCUGAUUUCAAGCCCCCACCACCCUCAGGUCCAGGUGCUGCUGAGUGUGUGUUGUACUUCUGGGUAUUCACCCUCGUUUGUGAGGAGAUCCGACAGACAAUUUUUUUGGGGACGAUGACUUGGCGUCAAAGGUUCAGACUCUACAUUAAGGAUGUGUGGAAUAAAUGUGACCUCACUGCCAUCAGCCUGUUCAUUAUAGGACUAAUCUGCAGGAUGUUCCACUUGUCACAUGAAUUUGGCCGGGAUAUGCUUUGUUUGGACUACAUGGUCUUCACCCUUCGACUCAUUCACAUUUUUGCCAUUCACAAGCAGUUGGGGCCAAAAAUCAUCAUUGUAGGAAAGAUGAUAAAGGAUAUCUUCUUCUUCCUCUUCUUCCUGGGUGUGUGGCUAAUGGCGUAUGGAGUUGCCAAUCAGGCUCUGAUCUACGCCUAUGAUCCAAACCCGAAUCGCAUUUUUCGGAGAGUUUUCUACAGGCCAUACUUGCACAUCUUUGGACAGAUCCCUGUGGAAGAGAUGGAUGUGGGCAAGGACUGGGAUAUCACUUGUACACACAAUGUGACUUUGAUUGAGAGCGGUGAAGAGCCGUGUAGAAGUCAUGAGAGUAACUGGCUGGUAGUGAUUCUGCUAGUUGUAUAUCUCCUGGUCACCAACAUCCUGCUCAUCAACCUGCUUAUUGCCAUGUUUAGCUACACUUUCUCUAAAGUGCAGGAACACAGUGACAUCUACUGGAAGUUCCAGCGUUACAACCUGAUUGUUGAGUACCACUCCCGUCCUGCUUUGGCUCCGCCUUUCAUUAUCCUCUCACACAUCAACCUCUUCAUCAAGAGGGUCAUCCGCAAAGUGCCCUCUGUAAAGAUUCACCACUUUGUGUUAGACUUGGAAGCAAAGGCAGCGAACAGAUUAUCAACGUGGGAAACGAUUCAGAAGGAAGACUUCCUGACUGCUCAAAACAAGAUCCAGAAAAGCAGCGACUCAGAAAGGCUCAAACGGAUGUCUGCCAAGGUAGAUGGUGUGCUUAAACAUCUGAGUGAAAGCAGAGACUUCGAACACAGACUACGGUCUCUGGAGAAUCAGAUGGAUUAUUGCUCUAGUGCCCUCAGCUGGGUUGUGGAUACUUUAGCACAAGGAAGCACAUUCAAACCUCCUCGCCCCCCACCUGCAUCACGAGACGUGGUACCCUCCCCUUGCAGCUCAACUUGAUUAAAUGACGCUUUAAAUCAAGGAGAACACCUUCACUCAUGUUCUUUUGACAACUUCUGUUGCAGUCUGCCACCAUGAGCCUCACCGAACUGUUACCAAUGCUUAUAAAAGCAAAAAAAAAGAAAAGUAUUUAGCCUAUGCCAUGUAUUUUAGAUAGAUAGAUAGAUAGAUAGAUAGAUAGAUAGAUAGAUAGAUAGAUAGAUA